Otolemur garnettii (small-eared galago) is the source of this 3628-nucleotide messenger RNA. It is a transcript of the gene MAMDC4, whose product is annotated as MAM domain containing 4. Gene Ontology annotation, molecular function: protein binding. Gene Ontology annotation, cellular component: membrane. Lineage: Eukaryota; Metazoa; Chordata; Mammalia; Primates; Galagidae. The coding region runs from base 1 to 3396 and encodes 1131 amino acids. The transcript is spliced from 27 exons. The record is from RefSeq and is a predicted model, not a curated record.
AUGAGACUUCUUGGCUACCUCCUGCCCAGCCUGCUCCUGCUUAUAGCAGGGGCACUGGGCUGGGCCUGGGUCCCCAGCCACUGCAGGCCUCCCAGCGAGGCUGUGUGCAACUUCCUGUGUGACUGCAGCAGCUGCUCAGAUGAAGAACAGUGUGGUCACCAUGGGGCCUCACCUGCCUUGGGCACCCCAUUCUCCUGCGACUUUGAGCAGGACCCCUGCGGCUGGCAGGAUAUCAGUACUUCGGGCUACAGCUGGAUCCGAGACCGGGCAGGGGCCACUUUGGAGGGUCCUGGGCCUCACUCAGACCACACUCUAGGCACUGACUUGGGCUGGCAUAUGGCUGUUGGGACACACCGAGGAAAGGAGGUGUCCACUGCUGUCCUGCGUUCCCCUACUCUGCGAGAGGCAGCCCCCACCUGUGAGCUGAGGCUCUGGUACCACGUGGCAUCUGGAGACGUGGCUGAGCUGAGCCUGCAGCUGACCCAUAACACGGAGACACUCACACUAUGGUGGAGCUCAGGACCCUGGGGCCCUGGCUGGCAGGAGCUGGCAGUGACCAUUGGCCGCAUCCGGGGUGACUUCCGAGUGACCUUCUCUGCCACCCGAAAUGCCACCCACAGGGGCACUGUGGGCUUGGACGACAUUGAGUUCUGGGGCUGUGGGCUUCCCACCCCCCAGGCCAGCUGCCCCCCAGGGCACCACCACUGCCAGAACAAGGCCUGCAUAGAGCCCCACCAGCUGUGUGACGGGGAAGACAGCUGUGGGGAUCUGUCUGACGAGGACCCACUCACCUGCGGCCACCACAUGGUCACCAACUUUGAGACAGGCCUGGGCCCAUGGAACCACUUGGAGGGCUGGGUCAGGAACCACAGCAAUGCCAGCCCUGAGCACCCUGCCUGGCCACACCGAGACCAUAGCCAAAACAGUGUGAGAGGCUCAUUCCUGGUCUCCCUGGCUGAGCCCAGCAGGCCUGCUGCCCUCUUCAGCCCCAAGUUGCAGGCCUCAGGCCCCUACAACUGCUCGUUGGUCUUCUAUCACUACCUGCAUGGAUCUGAGGCCAGCUGCCUCCGGCUGUUCCUGCAAACUCUCCUGCCUAGCAGCUCCCCAGCCCCUGUGCUGCUGCAGAGCCGCUGUGGGGAGCUGGGGGCUGCCUGGGUCCGAGACCGCGUUGACAUCCAGAGUGCCCACCCUUUUCAGAUCCUCCUGGCUGCACAGACGGGACCAGGAGGUGUAGUGGGCCUGGACGACCUCAUCCUAUCCAACCACUGUCAACUGGUCCCAGAACUGGCAGCCCUGCAGAUGCUGCCUCCUACACCCUGGGCCCCAGCCCCUGAGAGCCCACCCUCUGGCCCGUGGUUCCAGAAUGUCUGCAGUCCAGGGCAUCUCUCCUGUGGGGAUCUGUGUGUGCCCCCAGAGCAGCUGUGUGACUUCCAACAGCAGUGUACAGGGGCUGAGGAUGAGCAGGAGUGUGGAACCACAGAUUUUGAAUCCCCCACAGCCGGGGGCUGGGAGGAUGCCAGCGUGGGACGGCUGCAGUGGCAGCUGUCUGCCCAGAGAGCUGCUACCGGGCACUUCCUAUCUCUGCAGAAGGCCUGGGGGCAGCUGAGGCCUGAGGCUCGGGUCCUCAGUCCUGCCCUGGGCCCCUCUGGUCCCCGCUGUGAGCUCCACCUGGCUUACUACUUCCUGAGCCAGCCCCGAGAGGUCUCCUGUAACUUUGAACGAGAUACAUGUAGCUGGUAUACAGGCCAUUUCACGGACGCACACUGGCACCGAGUCCAGAGCCAUGGUCCUGGGUAUGACCACACCACUGGCCGAGGCCACUUCAUGCUCCUGGACCCCACAGAGCCCCCAGCCCGGGACCAUGGUGCCUACCUGCUCUCCCAGCCCCAGGUCCCAGUAGCCCCCAUAGAGUGCCUCAGCUUCUGGUACCACCUCUAUGGGCCCCAGAUCGGGACACUGCGUCUACUCUUGAGACGGGAAGGAGAGGAGGACACACCCUUGUGGUCACGGUCAGGCACCCAUGGCAACCGCUGGCACGAGGCCUGGGCCACCCUUCACCACCAGCCUCACUUCCACACCCAGUACCAACUGCUGUUCGAGGGCCUCCGGGAUGGGUACCAUGGUACGAUGGCCCUAGACGAUGUGGCCUUGCGGCCUGAUCCCUGCUGGGCACCUAAGCACUGCUCCUUUGAGGAUUCAGGGUGUGGCUUCUUCACCGGAGACCAAGGUCUAUGGAAGUGCCAGACCAAUGCCUCGGGCCAGGCUGCCUGGGGCCCUCCAACAGACCACACCACAGAAACAGCUCAAGGACACUACAUGGUGGUGGACAUGAGCCCGAAUGCACUGCCACAGGGCCACGUGGCCACCCUGACCUCAGAGGAGUACAGGCCCCUGGCCCAGUCCGCCUGCCUGACUUUCUGGUACCACUUGAGCCCCCGCAACCCAGGUACCCUACGAGUCCACAUGGAGCAGAGUGGGAGACGUCAGGUACUCAGCAUCAGUGCCCAAGGAGGGGCUGUCUGGCGCCUGGGCAGCGUGGGCAUUCAGGCUGGGCAGGCCUGGAGGGUGGUGUUUGAGGCUGUGGCUGCAGGUGUGCAGCCCUCCUACGUGGCCCUAGAUGACCUGUUUCUCCAGGAUGGGGCUUGCCCUCAGCCAGGUUCUUGUGACUUUGAGACUGGCCUGUGUGGCUGGAGCCACCUGGCCUGGCCUGGCCUAAGCGGGUACAGCUGGGACUGGAGCAGUGGUACUACACCUUCCCGCUACCCCCAUCCCUCUGUGGACCACACCUUGGGCACAGAGGCAGGCCACUUUGCCUUCUUUGAAACUGGCGUACUGGGCCCAGGGGGGCAGGUGGCCUGGCUACGCAGUGAGCCCCUGCCAGCCACCCAGGCCUCCUGUCUCCGCUUCUGGUACCACAUGGGCUUUCCAGAGCAUUUCUACAAGGGGGAGCUGAGGGUGCUGCUGGCCAGCACCCAGGGCCAGCUGGCCGUGUGGGGCCAGGGCGGGCACCGGAGGCACCAGUGGCUAGAGGCCCAAGUCGAGGUGGCCAGCACUGAGGAGUUCCAGAUUGUUUUUGAAGCCACUCUGAGUGGCCAGCCUGCCCUGGGACCCAUCGCCCUGGAUGAUGUUGAGUACCAGGCUGGGCAUCACUGCCAGGUGCCCACGCCCAGCCAGGGGCACGCAGCCAUGCCUGGGUCUGUGCCAGCUGCAGUCAGUGGCGCCCUCCUCCUCUUCAUGCUCCUGGUGCUGCUGGGACUUGGAGGCUGGCUCUGGCUUCAGAAGACAGGAGGCUGCCCCUUCUGGAGCAACAGGGAGCCUGUAACCUCUGGCUUUGACAACAUCCUCUUCAAUGCAGAUCAUGUCACCCUCCCAGCGUCUGUCACCAAUGACCCAUAGACCACCAGAUGAGGCUCUGGCUCCUCACACAAGCACCUCACCACUCAGUCGGACCCCAGUGGGCACUGAAUGCCUGCCCCACUGCUGGUUAAACUGCAGGACACACUGAGCCUCUGUGUUCCUUGUCUGGUCCUGUGACUGUUGCUCCAUGAAGAAAUACCCUACCUCAUGAGCCUGGGCUUGUGGGACAAAGGCCAGCACACCCACACAUUGCUGGUCAGCGGGGAGGGGC